Physella acuta is the source of this 1486-nucleotide messenger RNA. RefSeq names its product calcium-activated chloride channel regulator 2-like. The record is from RefSeq and is a predicted model, not a curated record. NCBI's taxonomy places the organism in Eukaryota, Metazoa, Mollusca, Gastropoda, Physidae.
UAGAUACUAUUAUGACAUGGAAAGCGAAACUUCAACACUGAUAUUUGAUGCUAUGCUGGAUAUCUACCUAAUGCUUCAGCCUGAUCGCAGGAAAAUACCUGUACAGAUAGUUGGUGAAUCCAAGUAUUUAGACAUGUCGGGGUCAAUGACUGGGAGUUUUAAACUGGACGGCAGUGUUGGCAGGAAUACAAGGGCGAUAAUAACCUACAGCACAAAAUCUCCACCAAAUAUUACAGUUGUUUCCCCUACUGGGCGAAAAUAUUGCAGCUUGUACCCUGAGUAUUACGAUGAUUCAGAGCUUCAUCAAGUUCAAAUAACGGUUCCUGCUUUAGCUGAGGUAGGCAGAUGGACCUACAACAUCGUCAACGACCAUCAAGUCGUCAGCCUCGUGUCCUUCCUUGUGAUGUCAUCAGCCAGGAGCGACCACGUGACCCCACUACAGUUCAGUGGCGCCCUCCUCGUGGACAACAGCAGCUGGCCUGUCACGGCUGUCGUCACGGCUGAGGCUGUCCGGGACCGGCAGCCGGUGAGGGACGUCCGUGUGACGGCCCGGGUCACGAGACCAGCUGCUGAGCCGGUGGAGUUACAGCUGUUUGAUAAUGGGAUAGGUGCCGACAUUCUAGCAGGAGAUGGCAUCUAUUCCAGAUAUUUCACCCACUUCACGACAGCUGGACUGUACACGGCUUCUAUAGAAAUGGUAGAUGACAAAGGGGAAGCUAUCGCAGCAGGGGACAUAAACACUGAUCCUUCUAUGGUGGCCCGAACCUUUACUGGCAGUGUUCGGGUCGAACACCCCAAGUUCCACUCCAACUCCAACCAAUCCAUGGACGAGUGCCCGCCCAUGAGGAUAACGGACUUGCGAGUGCUUCAUACGUCACAGAGUGAGGGUCUUGUGGUGCUGUCGUGGACUGCACCUGGGGAUGACGCUGACAAUGACAGGGCCUCGUCCUACACACUACUCAUGGCAUCUGACGCUGAGUCAAUGGUCACCCGGCGAGAUUUACCAGAAAUAGACCCAGAUUUUGUGGUCCAAGGAAAUUUAAAAUCUCCAAAACAUUUUGGUGAAAAAGAGCAGGUUACAUUAAAAUUAAAAACUGCGCCUGAUGAAAAACGAAGUUUUGUGUUCUCGGUCUUCGCGGUUGACGAGGGCAACAACAAGGGGGAAAUAUCCAAUCUGGUGACUGUGGGGUUGGGGUUUGUUCCAGACAUCUCCACCCCCGAGUAUCUAGCUGAGGUCACCAAACAUGACCCUGACACAAGUACCGACAGCAGCCAAAAGAACCUGGCCAUAGCUGUAGUCGUGGGUAUAUCAGCUGGGCUGCUUGCCGUCACCAUAGUAACGACUUUCUGCAUUCAUUUUGUUGGGGAAAUGAAAAGGAAAAGCUUAGAGAACAAGCUCUUUCACAGUGGCACAAAUUCUGUUGUGUGAUGUUUGAAUUUUUUUGUAUUACUUUAAUCAUGCGUUAUUGAUUUGGUGUGCACAAUU